UAUUUUUAUAAGUACUAAUUGGGUAGACAGCAACCCUAUUAGGAUGCACAUCUCCUCGGGAAAUCGAUUUCUUGAUCUGCGGAGACCGGUGUGAGUGAGCGCGCGCGCGUAAUUGUGCGGAGGGCGGGAGCGCGCGACAGGCUUCCCGCGGGUGGAAGCGCCCUUUCCUCACAGAAAUCGAACAAGUGAGAAACUGUUGCUUCUUGGUGAUUUCUUAAGAAAGAGAUUGGAACAUACGAAAUUUAAAUAGUAAUUUACUUACUAGCGAAUCUUUUACAAGAGGUAGUAGUAGUUUCAUAAAGAUAUUAUACGCCUGAAGUAGGCGAGCUGAAAGUGAACUGUGUUAAAAAAGCGGGAAAGGCGGCGAAGAAGCAGCAAAAGGAGAAACCCGGAGAUUUAUCAAGCUGACAACAGUCAGAGCAAGAGUGACCGUUAAAGAAAAACCCGAAGGCGCGAGUUUCUCUGACAGACUCUGAGCUGAGCGCGCACGCGAGAGGAGCUGCGCUGUCGACCGGAGUUACUCAUCAAUUUUCACAUUCUCUGGGAACUUAUCAGGUUUUACAGUUUUGCCAAUUUAAAAACUCAGUCAGUCACAUGUCAAGAUGCCAGAGGAGAUUGAUCUUGGGACCUGAAGUUUGAUGAAGACCAGCAGGGAUUGAAAAUCACCUAGAGUGCUGUGUGAGCUUGCUUUAAUAUCAUUGUGUAUCUCGCCAUCUAUUUACCAUCAGGGUUACAGGACGUUUACAAGCCAACUGCUUAAACCGAACGAUUGAAGGUUUAAGACUGUCAUGAAAGGAGAAAAUUGUUUAUAACGUGGAUUGCUUUCCAUCAUUUUGAAUCACAACCACAGCUUUCUUCUGUGAGAGGAGGGGCAGUUUGUUUAAAUGCUGCAGUGGACAUGGACUUUUCUGGAAAUUUUCCUGAACGCUUCUUGAACUUCUCAUGGAGGCUUAAGCCACACCGCUGUCUCUUCAUUAAUCUUUAGGGAGACGUCACCGUCGCACAGCAACCCCUGAGAAAUACACCUCAACAUCACCUGAUAGAAUCUCCAUCCACGGGCGAAAAUUUGGAGACCCCAAAUCCCACAUGUUGCUUAUAUCAGACAAGCAAUAUAUAUUUAUAUGACAAUAUAAACCCACUGGAUCAUCCAGAAUUGCUGUUUAUAUGGAGCGAUAACUGGGCGUCACUCACAAGAGCGAAUAGGGGUUAGAGGGCUGCCUGUUGUGAUUUAAUGUAGUAAAGCAGAGCAAAAAAAAGAGAAAUUGAACCUUUUAAAGCAAAUGAAGCAACCUUUAUUCCAUGACGGAUAUCUACUUUGUUGCUGGAGUUGUUGCUGGAUGGAAAAACAAUUCUAAGAUACAGCCAGCAUUUUCUCACAUUGUAUUCUCUCGUUAAGAGUUUCUAUUUCACCGUAGUCCUUUUUCCUUCCCAGAGAUCAUUCUGGCCGGGCCUGUUUCUUCUAAAGGAGAGGAGGACUUCCUCUCUAUCGCUGCCUCACGCCUCAGCCGCAGGAAGCGCGUUAUUGGCGCGGCAGUGGGUGUGGCCAUGGUGCUGGUGCUACUGGUCACUAUUCCACUAUUGGUCCACAGCACCAAACUGGGUGGUUCUGGUGGUGGAGGUACACAUUAUGAAAUGCUUGGCAGCUGCAAGAUGGUCUGUGACUCUUUAACACCCACUAAUGAACUAACGCCUGUUUCACCUCCUCCUCGCGACAUCCCUGGACGCAAAGGAGGAGCCAAGUCUGGUUUUCGUGGAAACCAAGGCCUACCAGGUCCCCCCGGUCCACGUGGGCCACCUGGAGAACCAGGAAAACCAGGUCCACCUGGACCUCCAGGUCCAGGCCCUGGGGGAUACAUCCCAUCCUUCUACAGCCCCAAAAUAGCCUUCUAUGCUGGUCUGCGCAAGCAACAUGAGGGGACCGAGGUACUCAAGUUUGAUGAUGUGGUGACAAAUGUUGGGAAUUACUAUGAGCCUACCACAGGCAAGUUCACCUGCCCUCUUCCUGGAAUCUACUUCUUCACUUAUCACGUGCUCAUGAGGGGUGGAGAUGGAACGAGCAUGUGGGCCGACCUCAAGAAAAAUGGACAGGUGAGGGCCAGUGCGAUCGCUCAGGACGCAGAUCAGAAUUAUGACUACGCCUCUAACAGUGUGAUCCUGCAUUUAGAUGUGGGGGAUGAGGUCUGUGUGCAGCUCGAUGGAGGAAAAGUGCACGGUGGAAACACCAACAAAUACAGCACAUUCAGCGGCUUUCUCAUCUACCCCGACUAGCAUACUGUACAAAAACACAGAUACAUGAUCACUUAUUUAAUGCCAGUGAAAAAGCAACAUAUACUAGUGAAACAACAUGAUAUAACAUCAAGAGUCAUUUUAAUUUUCCUUAGAGUAUACUUUCAGAUUUUAAAGUCAACAACACUUGAUGCAUUUGGCUUUAUUAUUUGAUGCAAUUCCAGUUUUUUUUUCAAAGUAAAGAUACUUGAUUGUAUUCAUUGGCAGUUGGAUUGAUUUGUAAAAACAAAGUUGUCUCAGGGGCAUCUAAAUUUUAUCUAGUUCAAUUCAAAACAUCUGUUUUACGUUUAUAUGAAUUUCAGAUGGAGAAAAAAGCUAAAAAUGAAUUAAGAUAACAGACAUUCAUAUGUAUUCUCUGAAAACAAAUCUUACUGAUUAAUUGAUUAAUUUGUUAACAUUAAUUAAUUACAGAUGCUCUAAGCAAAACACACUUGCAGCCAAUCAGCAGUGAGGGGUGUGUUUAAUGAUAAUAAAGAUACAAAGAAGCAUUGGGUUGAUUGGGCUAUGGGCUCAAGUAAUGUUUUGUUGCUUUCAGAUAUAAACAUAAUUUGGCAAAAUGGUUUUAUAACAAUGAACAAUUUUACUGCAUUCAAUAAUCAUACUCGAUGUUGAUAUCAACCAUUUCAAAGACAUUUUAACUGAAUUUAAUGUUACAUCAUAUGUGUGUUACCUUUAUUAACACACAUAGAAGAAAAUGCUGCAAAAUUGUUGCUAACCCUGGGUUAUUUCAACCCAAUUUUGGGUGUAAUAGAGACUAACCCAACCGCUGGAUUAAAUAUUUUAAUUAAGUUACCUUAAUUCAACAUUGGAUUAAUCCACGUUUUAGCCAAAUUCAGUUAAAAUACCCAGCAGUUUUUAUUUUAAUCGCUAGUUUAUGUUAAAGCAUGUUAACAAAUUAGACCUUGUGCCCUUAAUUACUUAUUACUUAAUUAAUGACAUUAUGUAAAGAUUACUUACAAAAUCUAAUUUCGGCAAAGCAAGUUACACUGUA
Molecule: messenger RNA, 3277 nt
Organism: Danio rerio (zebrafish)
Lineage: Eukaryota; Metazoa; Chordata; Actinopteri; Cypriniformes; Danionidae
Source: RefSeq, a predicted model, not a curated record